AUGCCGCCAGUCGUGCCAAAUCCGGGUGAGCGCUCUCUCUUUCUCUUGGCCUCCGCCUCCGCCACUGCCGGUUGUGAGUUCUUCCAUUUGGAGGGCUCAAACAAGGGGCUCUACACCGCUGUUCUUCGAUCUGGCACUCCCGUGGAGACCUCCACAGUCAUAGCCAACGCAAAGGACAGCGAGAUUGCAGCGCUGCCCAUCGAUGCCAUCGAAGCUUUGCUGGGAUCUUUGGGAAAUAAACCCGAGGACCCUGCUGGGCUGCCAAGACAUAUGGACGCGUCUGUCAAGGUCAUGGCAGCGGUACCAGGCUCUUUAGAGAAGAAGGCGGCUGGGCUGCAGAUCCGCUCUAAAGGUGUGGGCAACACAGGCACCAAGGCGCUUGGCCUGCUGUGCUCUACUGCCCCCUUUCACAUCAUGGCCUUGGCAAUGGCAGGCUUGGGUGAGAAGGGUGAAGGUGAUGACGCAAAGGCCUGCGCCAACUUUAUUGAGCGGGUGUCUCCGGCAAUUCUGGAAGCGUUGCCAUCAGAGCACUUAAUCAAACUGGCCGAAGCGUGUGCCAAGUCCAAAGCAGUUGCUGAGACUAUACUCGCAACAGUGAGCAAAGCCUGCUCUGGAGCACUGCCCAGCUGGUCCAUGGAUGACGUCUCAAAGCUGUUGUUCGCUUUGGCCAAGGUGAAAGUGGGUGACACCCCAGAGAUGGCCGAGUUGUAUAGCCGCGCAGCAGAGGUUGCUUCUGCGAACCUCUCAAGCUUGUCCGAGACGCAGCUGGUCAAGGUGGUGCUGACACUCAGCAGAGUUCCAGCUUGCAAGGAGUUUGUGGCUACGGCUGCUGCUGAAGUUGUCAAUAAGAUGUCCACCAUAGCGGCACCUCAACUGCUGCUGCUGACACAGGGCAUAGCCAGUUUAGGCUCGGACAAUGCAUCUUUGAUGAAAUUGGUGGAGUUUUGGGCCACAGACGAGGUGAAGUUGAAGCAACUUUCAGCUGACCAGCUGGCGAAACUCAGUCAGGUGCUGGCUCCUGUGGUGACCAGACCUCAGUUCGGGGAUGGCUCCAAAAAACCAAUCAGGCCGACACAUGAAGGCCUAUGGAAAGUUGCUGGUGCCAGACUCCUGGAGCAGAAGGCCUCCCUGGCCGAUGCAGGGAAAGCCUCCGAGCCUUGGCUAUGGGAGGUGUUGGCAGCGUUCAGUGGAGAAGCACCAACCUUUGAGGACAAAGAGAAGCUGUUGGCAGCCGUGAAGCCGAGGGAAAGGGAACGCGAAAAAGAUAGAGACAAGGACCAACGAGCAAGACGACAGCGGAUCUUAGAAGCCCGUUCUGCCACUCUCUCUCUCUCUCUCUCUCUUCCCAGGACCGAGAUGAAAGACGGAGCCGUGGGCGUCCGUUGCUUAGUGUUUUGUGAUUGA
Molecule: messenger RNA, 1404 nt
Organism: Durusdinium trenchii
Lineage: Eukaryota; Dinophyceae; Suessiales; Symbiodiniaceae
Source: the annotation of a GenBank genome assembly